AUGGCGCGACAUACCCUCGUCCGCCGUCGCCGCUCGCGCCUCCUUCCAAGCCGCCGCACUCAGCCUGGGCUCCUUGCGCUCUUUGGACUCCAUCAAGAGCCGCACCUUCGCAUCCACCUCGCUGGCGCUGAUGAGGUCCGUCAUGCUCGACUGCUCGUGCACCCGUCAACCUCCACGCCAAUGCCCAUGCCCUGUGCCACCCAUCUCCAGAUCCCAGAAGACGUGACUACGCUGCUGCAACAGCUUCUCCUCCAGUUCCCGUGCGCCGCGGGAAGGUCCUGGAAGCUUCGGAGAUGGGGAGGAGUAGACGUCACGAAGGAGCAGAACGGGGUGGAGGUGCUGGAGGGGUGGCCGCCGCCGCUGCCUUCGCCGCGCUGCUGCUGGGCUGCGUCGUCAUGGCCCUUGUCGGCGGCGCCGCCGCGCGCAGGGCCCCGGCUCCCCUCCGACUACAAAACCCUCAGCGGUGCCGCUCCACUUGUGAUCGCCAAAGGCGGGUUCUCAGGAGUGUUUCCAGAUUCCUGCCAAGACGCCUACUCUUUCGCCAAGGACGCCAGCGCGCCUGGCACAGCUAUGUGGUGCGACGUCCAGCUGACAAAGGACGGUGUUGGGGUCUGCCUCCGGGACAUAAACAUGAACAACUGCACCACCGUCGGCCAAGCGUACCCCGCCAGGAAGCGGACCUACGUCAUCGACGGUGUGCACAAGACUGGAUGGUUUGUCUCGGACUUCACCAUUGAUGAGCUUCGGUCUGCAGUUUAUCUAACACAAUCAAUUUGGUCUCGCACUGAGAGAUUCGACAACAUUUAUCCUAUCGUCAGUGUCACUGACUUUCAGUACCUUGUCAACUCGUCUGCUGUUUGGCUGAAUGUCCAGCAUCCCAUCUUCUACAAACAACAUGGUUUGGACAUGAGUAGAUACAUACUUUCAAUAAAAAAGCAGGUAUCCAUGGACUAUAUCUCGUCACCUGAACUGGGCUUCCUCAAAAAUAUAUCUGCAAGAGUUGGUCGCAAAACAAAGCUUGUGUAUAGCUUUCUUGAUAAAGCCCUAUUAGAUCACUCUAUGAACCAAACAUAUGGUUCGCUGUUGAGUAACCUGACGUUUAUUAAGUCUAUUGCAUCUGGCAUAAUGGCCCCUAAGGACUACAUUUGGCCGGUGACAAAUGAUAACUAUCUAAAGCCGUCCACAUCAAUUGUCACAGAUGCACACAAAGCAGGGCUGGAAAUAUAUGCAUCUGAUUUUGCCAAUGAUAGAAUUAUUCCCUAUAACUACAGCUACGAUCCUUUGGCGGAAUACCUAAACUUUAUCAGUGAUGGUGGCUUCUCUGUUGAUGGUGUACUGUCAGACUACCCUAUUACUGCAUCAGAGGCAAUUGGUUGUUUUGCUAAUCUGAAUUCAAGUAAGACUGAUCAUGGGAAACCCUUAGUUAUCUCGCAUAAUGGUGCUAGUGGAGACUAUCCGGACUGUACAGACCUGGCCUACCAUAGUGCCAUUGAUGAUGGCGCAGAUGUCAUUGAUUGUCCUGUUCAAGUGACAAGUGAUGGAGUUCUUAUGUGCAUGAGUUCCAUUAAUCUGCUUGACACCACGAAUGUUCAGAGAACACCUUUCGCCACUCCUUCUCUUGUUCCAGAAAUUCAGUCUACACCAGGAAUCUUCACAUUCAACCUCACUUGGGCCAACAUUAACAGUAGUGCUUUAAAACCCAAGAUAUCUUCCCCAGUGAGUGAUUAUUAUCUUGUAAGGAACCCAAGGUACGCAAAUCAAGGGAAGUUUCUGAAGUUAUCUGACUUUCUUGCAAUCGUAAUGGAUAGCGAUUUGUCUGGUGCCAUGAUCAUUAUUGAGAAUGCUGCAUAUAUAGCGAAGUCAUUAGGAAUUGACAUUGUUGAUUCUGUAACCACUGCCUUAAGUACUGCGGGCUUCGAUAAUCAGACUACCAAGGAAGUUCUGAUCCAGUCAAAAGACAGUGCUGUUCUAGUCAAAUUGAAGCAGCAGAAAACAAAAACCAAGCUUGUUUACACUCUCCCUUCAGGCAUCGGGGACGCUUCUAAUUCCUCAUUGAAACACAUUAAGAAGUUUGCUCAUGCUGUAGUUGUUGACAGAAUAUCUGUUUUCACUCUAAGUUAUGAUUUUAUCAUAAGACAGAACAGACUUGUGCAAGAUCUGCAGUCAGCGGGGCUAGCCGUGUAUGCACAGGUGUUCCGGAAUGAGUUUGUAGCACACCCGUUGGAUUUCUUUGGAGAUGCAACUGUGGAAAUCAAUUACUAUGUUCAGUCAUUUAAUCUAUCUGGCAUCAUAACUGAUUUCCCGAAGACAGUCAGAAGAUACAAAAAAAACACUUGUACAGUUCUGGGAAAGGAUAUGCCCACCUACAUGCGGCAUGUUGGCUUCCUUGUACAGAACCGAUCCUUCCAAACCCAGCCGCCAUCUGUGGCACCAAUGCCGACACUGAAUUCUUCAAGCGUGGAGGAGCCGCCUCUUCCUCCUGCUGCGCCAAGAAAUGUGCCUGAUGUUGGCCCCUCAGGGGGCGCCACCGCAACUCCUGGCGGCGCUCCUCCUUCUGAUGCUCAUCAGACGGCUACUGUAAGUACUGGUAUGCUACUUGUGAUGGUUUCCGCAGCUCUGCUGAUCUGA
Molecule: messenger RNA, 2628 nt
Organism: Miscanthus lutarioriparius
Lineage: Eukaryota; Viridiplantae; Streptophyta; Magnoliopsida; Poales; Poaceae
Source: the annotation of a GenBank genome assembly